AGAUGUCCAGUUUUGAACAAUUUCUCACGAAAACAUCUUCUGCCGUCAUCUAUGCUCAUGUUCUUCAUGACCUUGGAAAGUUCAAGUCAAAAUUUUCCGAUGCAUUCGUGGAACGUGAGUACCUCUCUACUGCUGAUGAGUUGGUGACAAUUGGAAACGGAGGGUUUCAAACCAUAUUGGUUGAGCAAUUUCUUCAGCAUUCUAUUAAAAACAAGGAACACCUCCACAGUAUGUGCUUCAAAUAGGAUUGAGUAACAACUACUACUAAAUGAGUGCCUAAAGUUAAUUAAAGU
This is a messenger RNA of Geodia barretti, 293 nucleotides long. The record is from the annotation of a GenBank genome assembly. NCBI's taxonomy places the organism in Eukaryota, Metazoa, Porifera, Demospongiae, Tetractinellida, Geodiidae.